AUGGAAACUGAAUUAACGUCGGCCUUGAUUUGCCGACGAUAUUUGUUAUCCAACUGCACCCGGACCGUUCACAUCGUUGCUCACAUUGCGCCUGGAGUCUUCGAGAGAACACCGGGAUUUUCUUGGUUUCGUGAUCCUUACAAUGAGAAAUUCCUCAAUCUCACAAUCAAAUAUGCUGAUGUAAUCGGCCUGAUGAUCUUCGGCCAUCACCAUACAGAUACAUUCCACCUUGUCAAGGUCAGUCUGAACAACUUUCAAGUAGACUGAUU
Messenger RNA from Cylicostephanus goldi, 269 nucleotides. The record is from the annotation of a GenBank genome assembly. NCBI's taxonomy places the organism in Eukaryota, Metazoa, Nematoda, Chromadorea, Rhabditida, Strongylidae.